AUGAACCGAGUUCUCCUUCAGGUACAAAGAUGGGCCUUUCCCAUCCCAAAUCUCAAAGGGGAUUACAAUCCUUCCAAAACACCCAACAACGGGAAAUGGAAAUUCAUCCCCUCUGCGAUCAAAGAGAUGUCGAUGGGUGAUCUUGACAAGUGGUUGACUUUCUACGAUAUCGGAGAAGAUUGUAAGGAUUUUGGAUUUUUGAAAGAUGUGGAUAAACAAGGUAAACAGGCUUUGUUAUAUAAUUUCAUUGGAGGGUCUAACAAGCCUUCGUACUUCAAGGAAUAA
Messenger RNA from Kwoniella botswanensis, 285 nucleotides. RefSeq lists its product as uncharacterized. The transcript has 2 exons. The coding region runs from base 1 to 285 and encodes 94 amino acids. Lineage: Eukaryota; Fungi; Basidiomycota; Tremellomycetes; Tremellales; Cryptococcaceae. The record is from RefSeq and is a predicted model, not a curated record.